CUGCAUGCAGCGGGACAGGCGUGAGGAGUCUCAGACAGGAGGGAGGGCUGACGGUGUGUCUUCAUCUCCCUGAGGACAGGCGGCCUUGAGGUGAACAAGAUGGCCUGGUGGAAAGCCUGGAUUGAACAGGAGGGUGUUGCGGUAAAGGGCAGCCCCCACUUCAACCCAGACCCUGACGCGGAGACCCUCUACAAAGCCAUGAAGGGGCUCGGGACCAACGAGCAGGCCAUCAUCGAUGUGCUCACGAGGAGAAGCAACGCGCAGCGGCAACAGAUAGCCAAGUCCUUCAAGGCUCAGUUCGGCCAGGAUCUCACCGAGACCUUGAAGUCGGAGCUGAGUGGCAAGUUUGAGAGGCUCAUCAUAGCCCUCAUGUAUCCACCGUACAGAUACGAAGCCAAGGAGCUAUACGACGCCAUGAAGGGCUUAGGAACAAAAGAGGGCGUCGUCAUUGAAAUCCUGGCUUCUCGGACCAAGAACCAGCUGCGGGAGAUAAUGAAGGCCUAUGAGGAGGACUAUGGGUCCAGCCUGGAGGAAGACAUCCAAGCAGACACCAGCGGCUACCUGGAGAGGAUCCUGGUGUGCCUUCUGCAGGGCAGCAGGGAUGAUGUGAGCGGCUUUGUGGACCCAGGACUGGCCCUCCAAGAUGCACAGGAUCUGUAUGCAGCAGGCGAGAAGAUUCGCGGGACUGAUGAGAUGAAAUUCAUCACCAUCCUGUGCACGCGCAGCGCCACACACCUGAUGAGAGUGUUUGAGGAAUAUGAGAAAAUCGCCAACAAGAGCAUUGAGGACAGCAUCAAGAGUGAGACCCACGGCUCGCUGGAGGAGGCCAUGCUCACCGUGGUGAAAUGCACCCGGAACCUCCACAGCUACUUUGCGGAGCGACUUUACUACGCCAUGAAGGGAGCAGGGACGCGUGAUGGAACCCUGAUAAGAAACAUUGUUUCGAGGAGCGAGAUUGACUUAAAUUUUAUCAUGUGUCAGUUCGAGAAGAUGUAUGGCAAGACCCUCAGCAGCAUGAUCAUGGAAGACACCAGUGGAGACUACAAGAAUGCCCUGCUGAACCUAGUGGGCAGCAACCCUUGAAGCCUCAGAGGACGAGAACAAAGGCCAAGAAGACACAGCCACCAAGCCCUGCUUGCUCAACCUUGGCCAUGGAUGGGG
This is a messenger RNA of Diceros bicornis minor, 1161 nucleotides long. Its product is annotated as annexin A8. The coding region runs from base 100 to 1083 and encodes 327 amino acids. Gene Ontology annotation, cellular component: cytoplasm. The record is from RefSeq and is a predicted model, not a curated record. Gene Ontology annotation, molecular function: calcium-dependent phospholipid binding; calcium ion binding. Gene Ontology annotation, biological process: negative regulation of serine-type endopeptidase activity; endosomal transport; endosome organization. NCBI's taxonomy places the organism in Eukaryota, Metazoa, Chordata, Mammalia, Perissodactyla, Rhinocerotidae. The transcript has 12 exons.